UCCCGCCCCCCUGCCUUGGUGCCAUGCAGCUGCCCCCCUUCGACAUGUGGAGGGACUACUUCAACCUGAGCCAGGUGGUCCUGGCGCUGAUCCAGAGUCGGAGGCCAAGGCUGGAGGCCCAAGGGAUUGGGGAACUGAGUCCCAGACCCCAGCUGGAGCGAGAUCAGGGGCUGGGAGGCCCGGGGGCCGGCGGGGGCCCGGCCACCCUGUGCAACUUCUGCAAGCACAACGGGGAGUCCCGGCACGUCUACUCCUCACACCAGCUGAAGACACCUGAGGGCGUGGUGGUGUGCCCCAUCCUGAGGCACUACGUGUGUCCCGUGUGCGGGGCCACGGGCGGCCAGGCCCACACGCUCAAGUACUGCCCGCUCAACGGUGGCCAGCAGUCCCUGUACCGCCGCAGCGGGCGCAACUCGGCCGGACGCAAGGUCAAGCGCUGAGGACCGUGAGGUGCUGGCCACCCACACACCUGCCCCUCCUGGCUCAGUCCCCGCCACGUCCCUAAACCCUCUCCUUGACUCACCCAGCCCUUUGCAAUUUCUGGCCCCCAGAGCUUCCAUCCUUGCUGGAUCCUGAGAUGGAGAAGGCUGCUGGGAGCCAGGCCCGCCCUGCCCCUUGGACCUCCCAGCCCUUGGAGUCUGGCCUGUGGGUGUCGUGCAUCCUUGAAGCCCUGCUCCUUUUGCCGCACAGCCCUGUGGCACCCUGAGGGCCACUGUUCAUGGAUCUCUAGUACUUCCCGGGUCUGCUGGGGACACUAGCACUGCUCCUUUGAUCUCUCCAUUCCUUGGAUCCUUGGACCUCUGGGACUCCACGGUGCAAGAAUCUGGAGCAAGGCUGGCUCAGACCUGCCUACAGAAGGACUUCAAGAUGGGAUGCCCACUUGAGAUUCUCCACCCUCUUCAGCCACCUGCAGACCCACAGUGUCAUCAGGGACCACCCUGGCUCCCUCUUCCCUGCCCUCAGCACCCCGACCGUCAGGAGCGGGGUGGGGGACACAGUGGAGGGUGCCGUGUCUUUGCAGGCUCAGCUGGGUUGGAGGCCUGGGGCUGAGCUGUGAGCUGACACCCUCCAACGCCCACUGCUGGUUCUUCCCACGGUUCAGCCCAUUGCACCCUGCUCCUGCCCCCACCCCAGAGCACCCAUGGGUCCCUUCCCCCAGCGAGAGGUGGACUCAUCUCUUCGUCACCUCCCGUCCCCCACUCCAAAUCAUGAUAGUUAGCUAAAGAUCGUUUGUUUUUUUCCUCCUGCGUUUUUUUAAUCCUCUAACAUUUAAGUUGAUGAAGCUCCCACAAGAAAGGGGUUUGAGUGCCCCAAGGGGCAGGGCAAUGGCCUAGAUUUU
This is a messenger RNA of Microcebus murinus (gray mouse lemur), 1339 nucleotides long. Lineage: Eukaryota; Metazoa; Chordata; Mammalia; Primates; Cheirogaleidae. The record is from RefSeq and is a predicted model, not a curated record.